AUGACUUUAGAUGAAGACAUAAGUGUUGUCGAGACGUGGAAAGGCAUGGAAGACGCGUAUAGACUGGGUUUGGCUAAAAGUAUCGGAGUUUCUAACUUUAAUUCCGAACAAUUGGGUCGUGUCUUAAAACAUUCAUUUAUUAAGCCGGUUGUCAAUCAGUUUGAAACACAUCCAUAUUUAUCACAAGAAAAAUUAGUUCAAUUCUGUCAUAACAACAGCAUUCAAGUGAUCGCUUACUGUCCCAUAGGAAAGGCAAACAAGGAUUUACUAAACGAACCCAUUCUGACUGAGAUUGCGGCCAAAAAUAACAAGACUGUCCCUCAAGUGAUGCUUCGUUGGCUCAUUCAGAGAGAUAUUAUUGUUAUCCCAAAAACAUCCAAAAGACAUAGACUUCAAGAAAAUUUUAAUAUUUUUGAUUUUCAAUUGACGGACGAAGAAAUGACAGAAAUAUUCAAAUUAAACAAAAACCUCAGAUUUAUAAAUCCUACUGAAGCGGUCAAUAAUAGAGAAUAUCCAUUUCAUAUUCCCUUUAAAUAA
Molecule: messenger RNA, 537 nt
Organism: Oppiella nova
Lineage: Eukaryota; Metazoa; Arthropoda; Arachnida; Sarcoptiformes; Oppiidae
Source: the annotation of a GenBank genome assembly